AAAGGAAACUGCGGGGAAAAUGGAAAGAUUUUCUUACACAUUAACUGUCACUGCUUUUGUUUUUCACAUUUCAUUCAUUCUCCUUCUUACACGGUGUUCUCACUCCUCUCUCCCGUCUGCCCGCCUUCUCCCUUUUUUUUCUCUCUCUCUCCAUCCUUGCUCAACCUGCUUAUCUGAACUGGGCAGGGCUCGAUAUACUCACAGCACAGGGGGAGGGCCUUGUCUGCUUUCAAUCAAUAACCUCUGGAAUUCAGAAAUACAAGUAGGUCCUGUCUCUGGCAGGCUGUACCACACUCUUGAGGGCGGGCUCCCAGGCACACUCGACGAAGUUUCUAUCUGCUUCUGGUAUUCUCUCUGUCUGUUUCCGCAGGUCUGACUUUGUUGUGAGUCCAUCACAAUGGCUGACCAAACCUCUUCAGACUACUUCAGCUGCUCCCUGUGUAUGAACCUUCUGAGGGACCCUGUGGCUAUACCAUGUGGCCACAGCUUCUGUAUGGACUGUAUCAGUGGCUACUGGAAUGAAGCUGACUACACAGGGAUUUACAUUUGUCCCCAGUGCAAGAUCACAUUCACCCAGAGGCCUGUACUGCGGCCCAACACCACCCUGAGCAUGGUGGCUGAGAAGAUCAAGAAAAGCGGUCUGAACCUCAACCUCAGCACCUCCCAGGGGAACAUCUAUGCCGGACCAAGUGACGUCCCAUGUGACUUCUGCACUGGGAAGAAAUUAAAGGCUGUCAAGUCCUGUCUGAACUGUCUGGCAUCUUACUGUGAGAAACACUUGAAGCCGCAUUAUGAGUCAGCCACAUUCAAAAGGCACAAGCUGGUGGAUGAGUUAGGAAACCUGGACAGGAAGAUCUGCCCGCAGCACCAGAAGUCCCUGGAGCUCUUUUGCCGGACAGACCAGAUGUGUAUCUGUGCUAUCUGUACAGUCAGUGAACACAGGGGCCAUGACAUUGUCUCUGCUGAGGCAGAGAGGGGCGAGAAACAGAAACUCUUAGGAAUCUCCCAAGCUGAGAUUAGACAAAAAUGCCAGGAAAGGGUGAAGGAGCUGGAAGAACUCAAGACUGCAGUGGAUUCACUGAAGAACUCGGCCCAGAGAGCCAUGGUGGAGAGCCAGAAGAUGUUUGAGGACAUGAUUCGCUCCAUUGAAAGGAUGAGGUCAGAAGUCACUAAGCUGAUCGGCAUCAAUGAGAAGGCUGCCUUCAACCAGGCCGAAGCUUUGAUCGAGCGACUGGAACAGGAGAUCGAUGAACUGAAGAAGAAGGAGUCUGGGCUGAAGCAGCUGUACAGCACUGAGGACCACAUCCACUUCUUGCAGAACUUCAACUACCUCUGCACCCCCACCGAUGACGGCUUCAUCCCCAGGGUGACAGUGAACCCUGACUUCUCCUUCGGGGCUGUCAGGAAAGCUGUGGCUGAGAUUAAGGAACGCCUCGAGGAGUUUGGCAGAGAGGAGCUGCUUAAGAUCUCCAAGUCAGUGAAUGAGGUCCCGGUUUACACCACAGAGAGUCGAACACUGGACAGGAGGAGCAGAGGAAAAGAAAUUACUGUGGACAGCGCUCCUCCUCCAGAGCCAAAGAGCAGAGGUGAUUUUUUGAAAUACUUCUGCCAGCUGAAAUUAGACCCCAGCACAGCCUACAAGGAGCUGUACAUCUCUGAAAGCAGCAGAAAAGUCAUUCGCACCAGAGACCUGCAGCCCUAUGGAGACAACCCAGAGAGGUUUGACAGCUUCGCACAGGUGCUGUGCAGGGAAGCCUUGUCUGGAGGUCGCUUCUACUGGGAGAUCGAGUGGAGUGGAGAGUUCUCCAUCGGAGUGGCCUACAGGAGCAUCAGUCGGAAGGGCAAAGGCUCUCUGUGUCUGCUGGGCUACAACGACAAAUCCUGGAGUCUCCUGUGUUCUGACACAGGUUACUCUGCCUGGCACAACCGGGUGGACAAAGCCGCCAAUGGCCCCCACUCCCCCAGGAUAGGAGUGUACCUGGACCACACUGCAGGUGUGCUGGCGUUUUACAGCAUAGGCAGCUCCAUGACCCUCCUGCACAGGUUCGAGACCACAUUUGUGGAGCCCCUCUAUCCAGGCUUCGGAGUGGGAACCUCGGUCAAGAUCUGCAACAUCAAGUGAACACCCGUAUUUGAAAAUGUUUUGAUAUGUGUCUCAUAAUAUACAGCUAUGAUUUUGGAAUAUAUAUUUUUAAACUGCACCAAACCAAAUUAAUGAAGUUUCAUUGUUUAUUUGUGGAGAAAUGUUCCUACCGACUGUGUAUAUACUAUUUUUUUUUAAACUCUACACAUAACAUUUUGUUGUGAAAUCACAUUUGAAAGACAUUAUUGAAACACAUAAUUUCUGCAUAAUUACACAAUGUAAAGAAAAGUGUUAUCCCUUUAAGCAUUUGAUGGCAUCUGAUGGAUAAUAUUAGAACAUCUCAGCAUGUCACAAAAUCACUCUCAAUGAGCCUCUAUAUCUGUAACUGUUAUGUUUCCACAGAUAAUAUAUAUUUUCAGAUAAAUGAUAACAUAACAGGCAUUACAUAUUUUGCACGACAAUGUCAUUUUAUUUCUAAUUCUUUUACAAUGCACCAUUACAUUACACUGCAGGCCAAUAUUAUUGCCGAAUUGUUUUAAAUAUAUUGUGCUCUUAUAAAAAGUAUACAGCAACAGUCGUCAUGAACAAGUAUUAUUACAAUUACAUUAACAAGAUCGUUUGGUUGUCAUUUCAUGUGCUUUGAUAUUAUCUGAUCGUUGUCACAUCAGUGUCCUUGCAGGUGUUUUUUUUCACUUGAACUAACCCUUAUUUAAUUUUGUGUAAGUUUACUUAGAUAAUGGAAAACCCGAGUAUAAUCCACAAAAGGCUUGUUUUUUAACAAAAUUAUUCAUUGAUAGUUCUAAAUAAAGAACUAAAUAAAUGAA
Molecule: messenger RNA, 2907 nt
Organism: Acanthochromis polyacanthus (spiny chromis)
Lineage: Eukaryota; Metazoa; Chordata; Actinopteri; Pomacentridae
Gene: ftr82
Product: finTRIM family, member 82
Exons: 7
Coding region: 398-2122 (574 amino acids)
Molecular function (GO): protein binding; zinc ion binding
Source: RefSeq, a predicted model, not a curated record